Drosophila teissieri is the source of this 888-nucleotide messenger RNA. RefSeq lists its product as uncharacterized. The transcript has a single exon. Bases 69 to 887 code for a protein of 272 amino acids. NCBI's taxonomy places the organism in Eukaryota, Metazoa, Arthropoda, Insecta, Diptera, Drosophilidae. The record is from RefSeq and is a predicted model, not a curated record.
UCUACGUUUUCCACCUUUGCAUAACCCAAAUUAACCCCUGACAACCCGACAACCUGACACACUCCAAGAUGUAUCGAACUAACAAGCGCAGCAUGUCGUGGGAGUUGCAACGCGAUCUCUACGAGAGCUGGCUGAUCCUGGCCACUGGCAUGCUGUUCCGCUGGAAUCGCUGGCGUCCAUCGACCUAUGCCAUCACACUGCCACUGGAUCCCUCCUACACCAAGUACACCGUGGGCGACAACGAGCGCUGGGCAGGCGUCUACUUUGGUUGCGGCGUCCUGCUGGCCAUGUUGCAGUACCGUCCACUUUGGGUGCGACGGUGUCGUCAUCCCGUUCGCAUGCCGAUGCUACUGUCGGAGGUGAUGCUGCUGCUGCAGCUGGUGCACUGGAUCGAUGGCCAGCUGUGGCGCUCCUUUCUGGGCAUCAUCGAGGAGCUGCUGCUGGCCGUGGGACGCGGUCAAUGGGGCACCUGGAUCCUUCGCUGUCCCGCCGGAGUGCGCACUCUGCUGCUGCGCGGCGAUGUCUUCGAUGCGUUCCGCCUGCUCGCCUCGUUCUUCAUCUUCAUUGUUGCCUUCGACUCGACCGCCGGUGAAUGGCGGGUGUCCUUGGACUUUCUGCUGAUCGGCUGUUUGCCGAAAACUUCGCACAGGCGGCGGUUGCUCUGUGUGGACUACAAGCAGCGGGGUUUCGAGCGCAGAUGCAAUGGCCUGCCACCGAAUCCGCCACCCGAGCUGCUCAUCUACAGACGCAUGUGCUGCCUGUGUCUGCAGCAACUGGAAAGCAGAGCCAAUCGCCAGGAGAUUCAGAUUGUUGCUCCAACGGAGGAGCAGCGCCAUUCUUACCUUGCUAUUUUGUUUUCUUUGGCUAACGCUUUCAAAUUAAAUUAGU